AUGACCAAUCGCCCUCCUCUCCUCUCCGAAAGCGGACCCCAUCACCGCUCUUCUCUUCACCUCAACAUCAUCACUUACAGUUACAGUUACAAUGGCUCCUACUAUCGUGCUCAUCCGCCACGCUCAGGCUCUUCACAAUGCGAUGUAGCUAUCGUUGUUAGUCCCAUGCGGCGUACGAUGCAGACUGCUAUGCUUGCGUUGGGCUGGCUUGUUGAGCGGGGUGUUAAGAUUGAGGGCAACGCAGACUGGCAAGAAAACUCCUCCAAGCCUUGUGAUACAGGAAGUCCCCUCUCUUCCAUCUCCCCCUCCUUCCCACAAGUAAACCUCUCCUCCGUCGAUCCCCUCUGGCCAGACAAGACAUCUCCAUCCGCAGAGCGAUACUGGUACACCAAGAAGUCCAUCCUCGCUCGCGGUCAGCGCGCACUAGACGAUCUGAAGAAAAGACCUGAAAAGCUCAUCUUUGUGGUAUCGCACGCUGGAUUCUUGAGAUUGGGCGUUGCGGGAUAUUGGUUCUUUAAUAGUGAUUAUCGUGUUUUUGACUUUGAGGCCCAGGGGAUUAAACAGCGGGAGGGCACGGCCGCCGGAGGCAUGGGCUUGUCGUUUACGGAGCCGGUUGAGCUGGGGCUUGAUUUGCCGGAGGAGGAUCCGGGGUAUGAUGCUGAGGCGAAGGUGUAG
Molecule: messenger RNA, 675 nt
Organism: Fusarium subglutinans
Lineage: Eukaryota; Fungi; Ascomycota; Sordariomycetes; Hypocreales; Nectriaceae
Product: phosphoglycerate mutase
Exons: 3
Coding region: 1-675 (224 amino acids)
Source: RefSeq, a predicted model, not a curated record